UGUUGUCAUCCCCGUAUCUGUUGGGUCUACGCUGCAGCCAGUGCUGCGGGCAGCAGAAAGGGAAUAAAAGCCUCUUUAAAGAUUAUUUUUUAACUUUUCCCGGAGCAGACGGAUUCAGCUGGAGCUCAUGAACCUACCGGAGAGUUUCCAGAAGUUUCACCGCAGCAGGAAGUCCGUUAGCAGCUAGUUUAGCUCCAGGCUAGCCGGCUAGCUCCAGAGCUAGCAGCCUGUCAGAGAGUAUGGCGUCUUCGUUUAAAAUCCCUAAGAAGAAACGCCCUGAGGACUCUGACUCCGCCUCCAUGCACAUGCAGUCACCGCUGUCUCGCCUCCAAAGCCCCGCCCCUCAGUUUAAGAGUUACGCCAACCAGUCUGGCAGAGGCAGCGCUGGCAGGAUGCAUGCUGGGAACUCAUCAGGCUCCUCAGCAGAGAGUCAGAGCUCGCCAUUGUUCAAGAAAGUCGUCAAAACGCUACUGGGACUCAACAGCCCUCACAGAGCCUCAACAGCAAAUCACAGAGCAGCAGGAGGCUCCAACAGCCAAUCACAGCCCGGGCAGAGAGGAGAGACCUCGGCGCGUUUCUCUAACGGAUGGCGUCCUAAGAGAGCAUCAGACCGUCUGCUGCAGCCUGCAGACACCUCGGAGUCUCCGUCCCCACCACAGAAGAAGAGUGACCUCAGCAGUUCCUCCUCGUUUAACCGCAUCUCUGUGAAGUCUGUGGACUCACUGGCAGAGCUGCAGACACAGGAGCAUGCUGGGAGUUUGAGUUCUGUGUUGAGGAGGCAAGCAGAGAGUGACACUGGCGACUCUCCAGAGAAGAAGAACUCCUCAGAGGAUGACUUCCUGUCCCCACCCAGACUCAGGAUCAGACUCUCUGCUCAGAAACCUCCCCACAAAGACCUCCACAGACCCCCCAUCUCUCUGGCAACACCUGACAGGAGGCGGAGUCUGGACCGGACGGCAUGGCGCAACGCCAGCAGCAACCCGCAGGACGACCCCGGGGAGAGAGAGAGGAAGAGGUGGAGCGAGUUCAGAGAGAGGAAGAGGACGAAGACGCCAACCGUCCUGCAGAACCGACCGAAGAAACAGGAGAGACAGAACCCAACAGAACCCAUUGUUCUGUCCAGUGAGGAUGAGGAGGACGGGGAGGAUGAAGGAGACAGGGUCCAAAAGACACCACAAAGAACCAUCACAGGGCCGGAGUCAUGCCUGAGAAACUCAGAGAAGAGAGGGGAAACAGAAAAGGUUCAUCAGCCGUCACCGUUCAGAGGGGACUCAGACGGGCACGAGUCUCCGCCUCCGUCCUUCCUUCAGCUUGAGUUCAACUCUCUUCACACAGGCCUGACGCACGCACACGCCAACGGGGAGCUGCUGAUCACUGAACACUGCAUCACCAUCCCUCUGACAGGCGUGGAGGAAGGGGAGGUCACCGUGGUGGCGUCUCAGGUUCGGGGUUACGGUGUCUGGGACGGGGGCGUGGUUAGAAGCGGGACCUUGUUGGCUGAUUGGAAAGGCCCCGCCCCUUCGCUACUCUUCCUGUGGGUGACGGACGCUCAGGCCAACCUGCUGCAGAAGGAACUGUCGGACAUCCAGGCGUCUAACAACUCGACAGGUACUCAAUGACACUGAGAGGCUCAG
Molecule: messenger RNA, 1634 nt
Organism: Cheilinus undulatus (humphead wrasse)
Lineage: Eukaryota; Metazoa; Chordata; Actinopteri; Labriformes; Labridae
Exons: 11
Coding region: 240-1619 (459 amino acids)
Source: RefSeq, a predicted model, not a curated record